CAGAUAAAGCAUCUGCAGCACAUGAAGAAGUCAAAGUUUAUACAUCGCAAUCUACAACUUCUGAUCAAAGGCAAGUACUUCACUUCAAUAUUAAUGAACAAUUUGAAGUAUCGAUAAAUGAAUUUGAUCGCGAAUAG
Molecule: messenger RNA, 137 nt
Organism: Scutellospora calospora
Lineage: Eukaryota; Fungi; Glomeromycota; Glomeromycetes; Diversisporales; Gigasporaceae
Source: the annotation of a GenBank genome assembly